UGGCGAUACCGGUCUUUCCGGCAUGAACACUCGCGACACGAUGCCAAGUGUAUUCUGUUGAGUGAUUUUUAUGCGUAUUUAAUUCAACAACGAUUAUAAUGGACGACGUUGUAGAGUUGGACGAUUGCGAUCAUAAAGAAAAAAGAGCGCAUUUCCAAGCGCCGGCAAUUCAACAUAAUCCUGACGGCUGGGGCCCAUGUGAAUUGCCAGAUCAAUUUAAAGAUAUUCCUUAUCAACCAUUUUCCAAAGGCGACAGGCUAGGAAAAAUCUGCGAUUGGACUGCACCGGCAUUCCAAGACAAGAAAUUUCCAAACAAAUAUACUUCUCAAUUUGGCUCAGGAAGUCAAUAUGCUUACUAUCAUGAUGAAGAUGAAAGCACUUUCCAUCUUGUGGAUACUACCAGAGUGCAGAAGCCGCCUUAUCAACGUGGCAGGUUCAGGCACAACCAGCGUAAUUUGCGUGGACGUGGAGGCCAGCGUGGUGCUUUGAGUCAAAUGCAACAGCUAGGUAAAUUGAAGCUACGCGAGCGCGAACGCAAAGGACAAACAAAACGUUGGGGUAGGCAGCAGGGACUAAGAAAUCACAAGAAUCAACCACCUAUUAAGAUUCGAGAUGCUUCUGUCACCGUACGACCUGAUUGGGUGACUAUAGAAGAGAUGGAUUUCCCUAGAUUAGCUAAAUUAUCAUUACCCAGCGUUAAAGACGGAGAAGAUAUACUCUGUUGUGGAUCUCUAGAGUAUUAUGAUAAAACUUAUGACAGAGUAAAUGUCAAAAAUGAGAAACCUUUGCAAAGAAUCGAUCGUAUUUUCCAUACCGUUACUACUACCGAUGAUCCUAUCAUCCGUAAACUAUCGAAAACCGAGGGCAAUGUCUAUGCCACUGAUGCCAUACUCGCUACUAUUAUGUGCUGUACUCGUAGUAAUUAUUCAUGGGAUAUAGUGAUUGAAAAAAUCGGAGACAAGCUUUUCUUUGAUAAACGAGAUAAUACAGAAUUCGACCUUUUAACUGUAAACGAAACUAGCGUGGAACCACCGCAGGAUGACGGGAAUUCAUUAAAUUCUCCAAGAAACCUGGCAUUAGAGGCUACAUUUAUUAAUCAUAAUUUCUCGCAGCAAGUGCUUAAAUCCAACGAACCACGUCACAAAUUUGACGAAGGAAAUCCUUUUAUCUCUGAAGAGGAAGAGAGUGAUGUAGCCAGCGUUGCUUAUCGCUAUCGUAAAUGGGAUCUUAAUAAUGGUAUCGUUUUAGUUGCUCGAUGUGAACACGAUGCCGUGAUGCAAGGCCCAAAUAACGAAACACAAUUUCUAACUAUUAAAGCAUUGAACGAAUGGGAUUCUAAACUUGCAAAUGGUGUUGAAUGGCGCCAAAAGUUGGAUACCCAACGUGGUGCAGUAUUAGCUAAUGAACUUAGAAAUAAUGCUUGCAAAUUAGCCAAGUGGACUGUUCAAGCAAUAUUAGCUGGAUCGGAUCAAUUGAAAUUUGGAUACGUUUCACGUGCUAUCGUACGUGAUUCUAGCAAACAUGUAAUUCUUGGUACUCAACAAUAUAAGCCCAAUGAAUUUGCCACUCAAAUUAAUUUGAAUAUGGAUAAUGCUUGGGGUAUACUGAGAUGUAUUAUUGACAUUUGUAUGAAGCAAAAGGAUGGAAAAUAUUUGAUUAUGAAGGAUCCUAAUAAGCCUAUGAUUCGUUUGUACGAUAUACCUGACAAUACUUUUGAGAGCGAAGGAGAAGAAGAUGAAGAUGAAGAUGAACCUACGAACGACGCAUUCCAAAGUUAACAGAAGAGAACAGCGAUCGUCCGAGGAACCUUAUAUAUCGUGAAUCAUUUCGUCAACCAGAUACAAGUGCGCGCCUAUUAAACGGCGUGUUUUUAUUCGAAUCUUCGAAGUAAUUUAUAUCGAAUGAUCAAAUUACAUCAUUGUUGUCAGGACAAAAGGAUCCUCAUAAAAGUAAUAAAAUUAUAUAACACAAAA
Messenger RNA from Vespa crabro (European hornet), 1973 nucleotides. It is a transcript of the gene eIF3d1, whose product is annotated as eukaryotic translation initiation factor 3 subunit D. Gene Ontology annotation, biological process: translational initiation. Gene Ontology annotation, cellular component: cytoplasm; eukaryotic translation initiation factor 3 complex. The record is from RefSeq and is a predicted model, not a curated record. Lineage: Eukaryota; Metazoa; Arthropoda; Insecta; Hymenoptera; Vespidae. The coding region runs from base 99 to 1778 and encodes 559 amino acids. Gene Ontology annotation, molecular function: translation initiation factor activity. The transcript is spliced from 3 exons.